Molecule: messenger RNA, 3239 nt
Organism: Mugil cephalus (flathead mullet)
Lineage: Eukaryota; Metazoa; Chordata; Actinopteri; Mugiliformes; Mugilidae
Gene: sesn4
Product: sestrin 4
Exons: 9
Coding region: 157-1491 (444 amino acids)
Biological process (GO): positive regulation of macroautophagy; negative regulation of TORC1 signaling; cellular response to L-leucine
Cellular component (GO): nucleus
Molecular function (GO): L-leucine binding; oxidoreductase activity, acting on peroxide as acceptor
Source: RefSeq, a predicted model, not a curated record
AGGCUUUCUCUCCGUAGUCUGGUCUAGCCUGGUCUAGUCUGCAGCUACAGACACAGAGACAGCCAGGCUCCCCUCUGCCUUUGUUAGCUAGCAGGGAGAGAGCACCACGAAGGGACACAGCAACAGCAUCCAUGCAAUAGCACAGCUUUUUAGAAAAUGAUCAUCUGUACAAAUAAAAUGGAGUACCCCCUAAGAACCCAGUACCAGCGAGUCCAAAAACAGGUGAUGGUGAACAGUGAGAAGGAGCGAGUGUCACUGCUGUUCAUGAAGGCUCUGGUCAGCAGGGGGAGCGUGGACGCUGUGUCCCAGCAGAUGGCGUCUCACCCUCAGUACUUGGAGAGCUUCCUGCGUACGCAGCACUACAUCCUGCACAUGGACGGCCCACUGCCGCUGCCGUACCGCCAUUAUAUCGCCAUCAUGGCUGCGGCGCGACAUCACUGCAACUACCUGGUGUACCUGCACUCGGCUCAUUUUCUGAGGGUGGGCGGGGACCCUCUGUGGUUGCAGGGUUUGGAGGCGGCUCCCUCUCGCCUUCGCCUCCUUGACCACAUCAACAAGGUGCUGGCCCACCAACCCUGGCUCAUAGCCUGCUCACACAUUCAGACUCUGCUGAAGUCGGGCGAGCAGUGCUGGUCGCUGGCCGAGCUGGUGCAGGCUGUGGUGAUCCUGGCCCACUGCCACUCCCUCUGCAGCUUUGUGUUCGGAUGCGACGCCGACUCAGACUUCGUCCCGCUCUCCAAGUCUCCUAACGGUACCCCUCCGACCUUCUGUCCCUUUGACGCUGCCAACGGCAACACCAACGUGCCUCAGUCGCUCGCCGCUCCCUCCGAACACAUAACACGACGACGGUCUCUGGACUCCAGUUGUGACAUGAUGUGUCUGAAGGAGAGGAUCCAGAAGUCCCAGGAGGAGCGCGAGAAGAGAGAGGAGCGUCUCCUGCAGACACAAACACUCCAGCAAACAGACAUGGAGGAGGAGGAGGAGACGAUGUGCUUCGCGGACCCGUCGCGUUUUAUCACGGACCCCGACUUUUGCUAUCAGGAGUUUGCGCGCCGGGAGGAGGACCACUUCCAAGUAUUUAGAGUUCAGGACUAUUCAUGGGAAGACCACGGCUUCUCUUUAGUCAACAGAUUGUAUUCUGACAUCGGCCACCUCCUUGACGACAGGUUCAGGAGCGUGACCACCCUCCCGUCACUGCACAGCGCCGACCUGAAGAGGGCGAUAUGGAAUUACAUCCAUUGUGUGUUAGGAAUCCGUUACGACGAUUAUGAGUACGGGGAGGUGAACCAGUUGCUGGAGCGAGAUUUGAAGCUGUACAUCAAGGCCGUGGCCUGUUUUCCAGACGCCACAAAGACUCCAGUGUGUCCGUUGAGUUGGACUCCACUUAAAACAUUAGAACGGAUACACGUAAACCUACUAAUCAUGGAGGCCCGGCUGCAGGCGGAGAUGCUGUACGCGCUGAGAGCCAUCACUCAGUACAUGAUCGCCUAAGUGCCCGGAGAGGCGCAAAGUUUCAAAAAACUCUCCGCCGGUACAGAGAGACCCAGAGACGUGAGGAUAAAAAGACAUCUCAGCAGCGGGCGGAGACGUGGGGACGGGAGCGGCACUUUUAAAAGGACACAGAGCUCCGUUGUUUUGCAGCUGUGCCUCAUGAAUGUGCUUUUCUUUUUCAAUGUGUUUAUACCAUAGUGUGCCACACCACCCUCCUCACCCCCUCCCGCAAACGGUCUCGUUGUGAAGUCCUCUUAUCGAAAGGUUAUGUGCAAUGAUUACUAGUACUUUUAAUUUUUACCUGUUGUCUUGUAUUCCAGUCUCAGCAGUAUGUUACCAGUGGCCAAUACUCUCCUUUAGUUUGACAAGUAUCCUUUUGUAUUAACUAUGCGUCUCCAAAACGACCCCCCACCCCUAAAAAACAAAAAAACAAACUUCUUUUGUACAAGUUGGAUGAAUGUUACUGGGAGACCAGGGCCUUUGUUUUUGUUAUUUUGGACAAUCCUAGUCAGUGUUGGAUGAGGACGUUCAUGAAGUGGACUGUGAAGGACGACUGUUUUCUUUGUAUUAAUGCUGGUCAAGAACAAACAACAGUGACACUGCUGGAAGAGAUCACAUCACUAUAGUUUCUUUUAAUAAGCACUUUUUUAAACUUUAUAUAUUUAUAAUGCAAGGUAGCUCGUAAGUAGACAAAGAGUUCGUGGGUCUGACACCUUUUCCUCUAAAGUGUAUAAAGACUUCUUUUUUUUUCUUUUUCUUUUUUUUUGACUAUUUUGUCCUCAAACUUUCAGACUUUGCUUUCGUAGUUCACUCCAGAGUGAGGUUAUGAGUGAAGGUACAGGAUUCUAGAAAUGUUGUGUUUCUGUUACAUAGAAGGAUUUUAAAGGUAACGAUGUUUGCAAAAAGAAAAAAAAAAAAAAUGAAAUCUGUGACAAAUCUGACGAGGUCUGAGAGCUGAGACGUUUGAGGACGAUUGAUGCUGAGCUGGAUAUGUUCAAAGUGUCCAUCAGUAGAUCUGCACCGGCCUGAAGUUCAGAAUCAACUAAAGCUUUUUUUUUUUGUGAGCUGUAUCAAAGCCGAUUAUCAAGUCGGAGUCCGCGGUAUGAUUUGUAAAGCAGAACAAUGUACGAACCUGUUGUUUAAAAACUGUAUCUGUUUGUUUCUCGGUUUUAUUUUUACAGUUUUGUAAACUUUGGGGUACUUUUUUUUGUUUGUUACUGGGUGUGCCGAUAGGACCUGCUGGUUGUAGACUGUUUAGCGUUAGGACUAGUAACCGCAGGACGUAGACGUAGAACUGCAUAUCGAUAAAAGCAAAAGUGCUGUUAACACAGGUGCCUUCAGGCUACAACUGGAGCGCUGCUUAAGUGGAGGGACGACUGGAGGCUGGACGUGGGCUCGGUCGCAGCUGGAAACACAGCCACCUGAAACUUUUCCUGCUUCACCGGGAACAGUUUUGUUUCUUUUCCCCUCGUGUUUCUCGGCACCAUUUCAGAUUAAUACGACAGCUGUGAACGCCCGUGUUUUCUAUCAGACACCUUCUACGAAGCCCCAGCAGCUCAUCUAGAGCCUUUGACACAGAUGGAUGUUAAAAAUGUUCAACUUUAGCGGAUUAAACACAAAAAAAAUGGACCGUUAUGUUAAAAAAAGAAGAAAAAAAGAAAAAGAGAUCAAGUGAAAAGGCAAAAAAACUGUUUUUGAAAAUGUGAAAAAAAAAUACUGUUUUCUAUAAAGAUGCUCUAUGAAAAUAA